This is a messenger RNA of Loa loa (African eye worm), 206 nucleotides long. RefSeq lists its product as hypothetical. The record is from RefSeq and is a predicted model, not a curated record. Lineage: Eukaryota; Metazoa; Nematoda; Chromadorea; Rhabditida; Onchocercidae. The annotation marks the transcript as partial. The transcript has a single exon.
AUGCCUAAAAUUGUCACUGGUAACGGUAAAUGGAAAACGGUUGAUGUUUCUGGUGAAUGUAUCUUUGAUGAUAAUUUCGCAUUUCUUUCAUCAUUCGAAGAAUACAUACCCAUCGAAGAGCAUAAGGAUGUAAACAAAAUAAUGGUAUUUUUAAUUUCCAGUCUUUCCUCCUUCUCAUUGGAUUAUGUUGCACAUUGUUCGUUACG